AUGGCGCUGUCACUGGCGCGAUUGAAGUUUAGAAAGACUCGCUCGAAAACUGCCACAACCGUACUUUCUACCCAUUCCAGUAUUUCUCCAGCGAGCGAUACUAAAGACUCCGAGCCCACCGAAAGGUUUGGUCUUUUCCACUUGAAUCCGAUUCCGACGGUUCCGAAUGAAGAAGAGCCAGUUUAUAGACUUGAUGUUGUGGCACUGCAUGGUAUAAAAGGCGAUGCAUUCAAAACAUGGACGGAGAAGAGGGAAGAUAAUAAGAAGAACUUCUGGUUAAAGGAUCAGUUACCAGUUGAGCUCCCAGGUGCGAGGAUAUUCUCGUAUGGCGGCCGUGUGAGAGAUGAUUUGAUCAUGCCUCUAGCGCGAGAUUCGCCGGUCUUGAGAGAUAUACAGCAAAAAUUCAAGGAAAGGAAGUUGUAUGAAGGGUUGAUGAUCGCCAGUUUCCAGGAGCAAGUAAUUUGUACGGGAUUGAAAGGAUUGGUUGUUGACAAGGAAAGUGCACUGUUACACAUUCCGAAUGAACGGGCGGUGCCGAUGAAUCGUGACCACCGAAAUAUUUGCAGGUUUAGUGGACCGGAAAGCAAGUCAUACCAGAGAGUUUGCGGCAUUCUGAAAGAAUAUGCUGAUAAAGCUAAUAUGACUGUUCAACCAGAACUUACAUCAGAUGACAAAGCUGUGUUGUCCUCCAUACACUAUCCCGAAAUGGAGCAAAGACGCCACAAUACAAACGGCGCCUAUCCGGGCACCUGUACCUGGAUCUUGAAAGAACCUGCCUACCUACGAUGGAAAGCUGCCCAGCGUAGCUUGAUAUGGAUAAAAGGCAAACCAGGUGCAGGUAAGUCCACACUUAUGGCAUAUAUCCUGUCAAAUAUUCGCCAUUAUGAUUCCGGCCAGCUAGUUUUGAAUUUUUUCUUCCAUGGUCGAGGUUCUCCUCUCCAAAAAAGCCCAGAGGGAAUGUACAGAGAAUUGUUACAUCAACUCUACCUCCAGGCAUUUCCUAUCCGUAAAUUGCUUCGAAAGUCUUUCAUCCAGAAAAAUGCGCCCGGGAAAUCAGAGAAUGAUUGUGUUUGGACUGAAGAUGAAUUAAAAGAAUGGCUCUUCAAUGCCAUCACACAAAUUGCAAAAUCACAGCCCGUCGUGUUAUAUGUCGAUGCACUUGAUGAAGCUGGCGAUGAUAAUGCGAGGAUUCUAAUUAACUAUUUCGACGAUAUGAAAAAGAGAGUAACCGCAGAUAAUGGGUUUCUAAAGAUCUGUGUUUCUUGUCGACAUUAUCCGAAUGUCUCUUUAAGUGACGGCUUUGAAGUCAACGUGGAAAAUCAUAACAAGCCAGAUAUUACAGUCUUCGUUCAUGCGGAGCUGGUUUCAAAAAUUCGAAACUGGGACAAUGACCCUGUAGCUAUUGAGGGUAGGGAGAAAAUGGAAGCUGCCAUAGUAAAGAAGUCGCUGGGUGUCUUCCAAUGGGUCAAGCUUGUGGUUUCGAAAGUUGCCUACGAGUUGAAUGAAGGAGCGAGCUUGAAAGAUAUCCAUCUUAUGUUGGAAAAGGUACCAAAUGAUUUAGGUCUCGUCUACAAAGAUAUUCUCACUAAUGUCAUUAAAGCUGAAUAUCGAUCCAAGACAUUGUUGUUGAUGCAAUGGGUUGCAUUUGCAAUUCGACCCUUGAAUUUAAUCGAGCUACGGCAUGCCUUAGCAUUAGAUGAACCGCUCCAACAGGAAAAACUGAGUUGCCGGGAUGUCGAAGGUUUUGUCGAAACUGAUGCGAGAAUGAAGAUCUUGACGAAAAGCCUGUCUGGUGGACUUGUCGAAGUCGUUCUCUACACUUCCGGCGAGUAUAUGGUACAGUUCAUUCAUCAGACCGUGGUUGAUUUUGUGAGCUCUGAGGGUCUUAAGUUUUUGUUCGCUACCAUAGGAGAUCCUAGUUCUGAUGGAUCGCUACGACACAAAUCGGAGAUUUCGGAUGAUGAGAUCAUAGGAAGAAGUCAGGAUAGACUGGCAAGGACUUGUACGAACUACUUCAGGUCUGGAGAGCUCGCCCUGCAGGGGAAGUCUGAAGAUUUGUCUCCCGACGAAAUGGAAGCACAAUACAAGACGAAAGCUUUUGGUGUUUACGCUCAUGAGUCGUGGUUGAAACAUGCAGAGCUGGCUGAGAGGAGGGGUGUAUUGCAAGACAGUAUUCUACAGGAAAUUGAGACUUACGACCUACUGAAAAUAUGGCUCAAUUUUUCUCAUGCACCUCCUGAAUCGAACUAUUUUGGACACGACGCCCCGGAUGAAGUGAAGCUCUUACAUAUGUUUGCGGCUGUAAAUCUACAGGGCCCUACUAAAACUCUUCUUGGAAGAGCGAUGCAUUAUGCAGCCGCCAAUGGGCAUGUUGAACUAGUGCAGAUGCUUGUAGAAGCUGGUGCAGGUGCAUCUAUAUAUCAAUCCGAUGAUAAUUAUAACACCCCUGUACAAUUAGCCGCUAGAAAAGGGCAUGAGAAAGUCGUGAAAUUCUUACUCGAGAAGGGCGCCGACAUUGAUGGAGACUCCGCGGGUGCUAACGCGUUGCAGGCGGCUGCUAGGGCUGGAAUGAAAGAUAUGGUUCUGUUUCUGUUAAAAGCUGGUGCAGCAGUCAACGCGCCGAGUGGAAUCAAGGGGGAUGCUCUCCAGAGUGCAGCGAGUGAAGGCAGGGUCGAGAUCGUCAAACUUUUACUAGAAAACGGUGCAACUUUUCAGGACCACAAGGACUCUCUAUUUGGCAAUCCGCUUUCGGCGGCAGCUCAUAAGGGCAGCCGUGAACUUGUUGAUUUGUUCUUAGAAAUGGGAGUUUCGAUCAACAUUUCUGGAGGACGGUACGGCACUCCGCUCCAAAGUGCAAUAAAUGCUCAGCAUCUCCGUCCCAACAUUGAAUUUAUACGCUACCUCCUUUCCAAAGGCGCUGAGAUCAAUGCCCAAGGAGGGCAAGAUGGAUCUGCUUUACAAGCCGCCGUUAACAGACACGGACGGCGUCUCGAACCACACAUGGUAGAAAUCACACAUUUAUUACUGGAAAAGGGAGCAAAUGUGAAUAUUGGGGGUGGGGCAGCUGGAGGAGUGCUUCAAGCAGCUGCGGCCAGUGGUCAUGACGAAUUAGUACAAUUAUUCAUUGAAUAUGGUGCCUCAAUCGAUUCUUCGGAGGGGCUUUAUGGAAGUGCUCUCACUAAUGCUUGUUACCAUGGGCACAAAUCUACUGUACAGCUUCUCCUUAGGGCCGGAGCCAAAAUGUAUUCGGAUCAACCACUCGAACACAAUACCCCAUUGGAGGAAGCCGCCGAGGGUGGUUAUACUGAAAUCGUCAAGAUCUUGCUCGAUGCUGGAGCCGAUGUUAGUGAUACAGGGGCCGACCGGCUUGCUCUUCACUCAGCAGUGAAAGACAAGACGAUAUUUGAACUUAUACUCAAUCACGGAGCCAAUAUUCAUGCUUCCGGGGGACGAUACGGAAAUGUUCUUCAGGCUGCUGCAAAAGGGGGAAACGUGGAAGUUAUGGCAAUAUGUCUAGAUUAUGGAGUUGACAUUAACAAAGACGGCGGAGGAUUCGGCAAUGCACUUCAGGCCGCCAUAAUCAGCGGCAGAGAGGCUUUUACAUACUUGUUGAAUCGAGGGGCAGACCCUUUUCUGGUGGGAGGUAAGUUUGGCACUGCUCUCCAGACUGCUGCAUAUCAAGGAGCAGUAGAAAUAGUAGAAACAUUACUGGGCCUGGGUGUAACGGAUGCGGAAGGAGGUUUUUGGGGGAGUGCUUUGGAGGCCGCUGAGCAUGGGAUAGGCAAUGCGGCGGACAAAAAUGUCAUAAUAAAUCUGCUCGAGGUACAGGGUGGCGGCAUCAGAUUACCAUUUCCCGAUAAGAAAAGUUCUAGAGCUCAGGAAGAAAGGUAA
Sclerotinia sclerotiorum 1980 UF-70 is the source of this 3891-nucleotide messenger RNA. RefSeq lists its product as hypothetical. The coding region runs from base 1 to 3891 and encodes 1296 amino acids. Gene Ontology annotation, molecular function: protein binding. The record is from RefSeq and is a predicted model, not a curated record. The transcript has 6 exons. NCBI's taxonomy places the organism in Eukaryota, Fungi, Ascomycota, Leotiomycetes, Helotiales, Sclerotiniaceae.